GUAAAUUCAGCGCUCAUUCCUCAUCUAAUAUUUCGUCAACGGAAAAGUAAUUUUGAGUUAAAAGCUGUGAAGAAUGGAGAAGCAGCAGGAGUUGGAAUGGGAAGCAGCACAGAACACUGAGAUCAACGUCGACCUUGUUUCCGCCGCAAAAAGGCAGCUCAAGUUUCUCGAGGCUGUUGAUCGGAACCGUUGGCUCUAUGACAGCCCUGGCCUAGAUAGGGCCAUUUACAGGUACAAUGCUUAUUGGCUUCCAAUGCUGGCGAAACAUUCUGAAUCGCCACUUUUUGAAGCUCCAUUGGUUGUCCCUUUAGAUUGUGAAUGGAUAUGGCACUCUCACAGGCUCAAUCCAGUUAGAUACAAAAAAGACUGCGAGGAGUUCUAUGGCCGAAUUCUUGACAACAAGAAUGUUAUUUCUUCUGUGGAGGGAACUUCGAGAAAGCAAACCGAAGACGCUUGGAAAAGAUUAUUCCCCGGCGAGCCAUUUGAACUGGAUUUGGAACUUCAGCAAGAGAAUAUCUCUGGUCAAGGAGUAGUGGCAGAGAAUUUCACGAAGUAUGAUUUGAUCGCAGCUGCUCAAAGACAAGCCCCUUUCUUUUAUCAGGUCUCCCAAUGCCAUAUGAACGACACUCGCUAUAUUAUAGGAGCUGUGGCAAGGUACAAAGGAUUUCUGCACCUAAUCAAGAGAAACAAGGAGAAAGGCAUCAAGAGCUUCUCUGUCCCCACUUACGACAUUGACCUUAUCUGGCACACUCAUCAGUUGCAUCCAGUGUCUUAUUGUGAAGAUCUUCUAAAAAUAAUGGGAAAAAUUUUGGAACAUGAUGACACUGAUUCUGAUAGAACAAAGGGUCAGAAAUUGGAUGUUGGGUUUACUGGGACGACCAAGACCUUUGAGGACCUGUAUGGCCAUAGGUAUUGGAGAGCUGGAGCAAUGUACAAGGGCAAUGCCCCUUCACCGGUCAGACUUACUCCUUACUUGGGCACUGUCACGAAGAAGGUAGCAAGUUUGAAUGAGAGCCCAAUAGUAGCACUUCCUGCGACAAAAGUUUUUGAGGUCAUGUUGGAGUUUGUGAGUGUAAGGAAUCUUCCAGAGGGACACAAUGGAAGUCUCUGUGUGUCCUUCAGUAAAUCGCAGCCAGAUAUGAUCUUCAAUGCAAAGAGAACCCUGAAAAUUCUCUCUGAAUCUGGUGAGAAACAAGUGGCAUGCUUCCAGUGUGAGCCUACUGGGAAUCUGCUCUUUGAGCUCAUGUCCUCACCUUCUGUUUCACCGCUCAUAAAAAAAGUCAAGAACAUAGGCACUACUUUCAUAUCUCUGGAAGACUUCCUGUCACCUGACUCCAAUCUUACUGUGGAAAAAUGGUUGGAUUUGGUUCCUAGUUCACACAUCACGGAAUCUAAGCCGAUUGGCUUGCGAGUGGCCAUAUCAGUUACCAUACCUACCCCAGCACCACAUAAACUUCAUAUGGUUCGGUCUCGGCCAUUUUCGAAAAGUUCUUGCUUGUUCCCAUUGCCAGUCAGGGCCCAAUUCUCUAAAAAUUGGGCACGCAUAGAAGAUGAGGAAGGAAACAUGGUUCUCAACCUGCAUAUGAGAGAUCAACAUAAGUCAAAAGGCAAGAAAGAAUCUAGGAAGAAAGUAGUGGUUGGAAUCAUGGAUUCGGGCAAAGCAUGUACUCUGGCCGAGGGUGCAGAGUCCAAGUGGUCUAUGGUGAAUUCUCCAUGGUCCCUUAAGCUUCCGAACACAAACAAUGAUGACGGACACCUCUUCGAGAUGACCGGUCCUCAUACUGUAAGACUUUUUCUUGGUGGAAGGCUGGACUAUGAAUCAAGGCGCUGUGCAAAACACAAAGCUGAGCAUCAACAUGAACCUCACCUAAUAACAGCUGUAAAAUUCUCUACUGAAGAGCCAUAUGGAACAACAGUGGCAUUACUUGACAUGAAGUCUGGCACUGUCAAGGUAAAAGAAGACUGGUUCGUUUUGCCCAGCCUCAUAGUUACAUUUAUACUAGGUAACAUAUUGAGAAAUGAAGGGCAUUGCAAUAUGGCGUUGCACAGCGAAGAACUCUCAAACGAAGCACAUAAUAUUGCAGUAGGAAAAGAGACCAACCAGGCUCCUCUGCCGAAGGAAUUGGUUGCAGCAAACACAGGUGUUCUCGCUGGAGGUUGUGGAGGAUGUGGCAGCGGAUGUGGAAAUGGAGUGAGGACCGUGGAGUCUGGUGGUUGUGGUGGAUGUGGAAGCAUGACGGCUAACACAGGUGGUUGUGGUGGAUGUGGUGGUAGUGGUGGGUGUGGAAGCAUGAUGGCUAAAGAUGGUGUUAGCGGUGGCUGUGGUAGUGGAUGUGGUGGUGGAUGUGGAAGUGUGAUGGCUAAAGAUGGUGUCAGCGGUGGGUGUGGUAGUGGAUGUGGCGGUGGCUGUGGUGGUGGAUGUGGAAGCAUGAUGGCUAAAAAUGGUGUUAGCGGUGGCUGUGGUGGUGGAUGUGGUGGCUGUGGUGGUGGAUGUGGAAGCGUGAUGGGUAACUCCGGUGUUAGUACUGGUGGUUCUAAGAACAUGGAGAAAUCUGGUGGUUGCGGAGGUUGUGGGGCCGGCGGCUGUGUAGGCAUGAGCGACGGAGGCUUAAACCAAGAGAUCGUUGUUGCGUGAUAUGUGAGGCUACCAGAAUGUCUAAACUGAUUGUGUGUAUAUCCAAUAAGUCAGUUUGUGUGUGUGUUUGUAGUCAUCUUGAUUCUGUGAGAGAAGCCACUCAGCGGUGACAUCUCCCUUGAUUGUGUGUGUAUGCAAACUAUUAAGGUCCUUUUUCAAUAAAUCUGUUCAUUAUUUGCAA
Messenger RNA from Salvia hispanica, 2816 nucleotides. Its product is annotated as glycine-rich domain-containing protein 1-like. Lineage: Eukaryota; Viridiplantae; Streptophyta; Magnoliopsida; Lamiales; Lamiaceae. The record is from RefSeq and is a predicted model, not a curated record.